This is a messenger RNA of Ilex paraguariensis (yerba mate), 1388 nucleotides long. The record is from the annotation of a GenBank genome assembly. Lineage: Eukaryota; Viridiplantae; Streptophyta; Magnoliopsida; Aquifoliales; Aquifoliaceae.
CUCUAGACUUUUGUUGCCUCUUCUUCAAAAUUUUUCAUCGCAUUUUGAUGACCAGAACACAGCGCCUUUAAAACAAACAGUUGGUGGGUAAUGAGACGCAACUGGUGUUACUGUUAGGUUUUGAGGGAAAAUCGUUGAAUGAAUGCUGGCAAAUGGGUCUAUGCGGUGGCCCUUGCAGCGAACGGUGCUUUCACUUCUUCCCAUGUCUCUCCGAUCCAGCUCGGAGAUCGACGUUGUGUUUGAAAGCGGCGUUGGUGAUGCUGCAUCUAGUCUUUGUGGGCCUCCUUUUCCUUUUCGAUAGAGAUUUGAUCGAGAAAACCCGAGAAAAACCAUGGUACACAGCACUAUACUUGUCAUUAGUUGUUGCUACAUUGGGUCAAUAUUUCCUAACCUCUGGUUCUUCUCCGGGCUAUGUUCUUGAUGCAAUGAGGGCUGUAAAUGAGAGAGAUGCCUUAAUCAGAAGUACGCCAGUUUCCUCAAAACAUUCUGCUCCAAGCAAAAGUGGCAGCGUAGUUAUUACUGUGGAUGCUCACCCAUUGAGAAGAAAUCUUUUACAGAGUAAUACAACAUCUUGGACAAAGCUUGUGCUGGACAUGUAUCCUCCUGGAUCAUCUGCUAGAACUUGGACUUGCUCUUACUGUCAUGUUGUGCAGCCGCCAAGGGCAAAACAUUGUCAUGAUUGUGACAAAUGCGUUCUUCAGUUUGAUCAUCACUGUGUUUGGCUUGGAACAUGCGUAGGGCAAGGCAACCACUGUCGAUUUUGGUUGUACAUUUGUGAGGAAACAGCAUUGUGCCUAUGGACUGGUAUCUUGUACAUUACAUACCUCAAGUCUAAUAUACCAAAGUCUUGGUGGGUAUACCUAAUUAUGAUCAUGCUGCUGGUCACUUUGUCAAUUUCCCUAAUCUUUCUGCUGCUGCUGCUACUUUUUCAUAGCUAUCUUAUUAUGACAAAUCAAACAACUUAUGAGCUUGUAAGACGACGGCGCAUUGCAUAUCUAAGGGGGAUUCCUGAAAGAGUAUAUCCAUUCAGUAAAGGUAUAUGCAGCAAUUUGUACAAAUUUUGUUGUGCUCCAAGCAGCAUAUACAGAAUGGAACCUCUGCCAACAGCGCAGGAACUUGAAGAGAAGUCAAAACCCUAUACUUGCUUGGAUGUUUUGUCUUGUCGUUGUUGUUAAUUAUUUGGGCUUUGUAUUUUUGUUUCACUGUAUUCCAUUGAAUUUUACUGCAAUCAUUUUGUAGAAGCAUUUCGAUACAUCCAAUUGCUCACACAACUCAAUUUGUUUUUCUUUCCAAACACCUGUUUAUGCCUCAUCAAGUUCUAUUGAGAUGUUAUUGUGAUCAGAACGAUUUUGCCCAUUUAUGCAUGAGGAAUUUGUGCUUGCCUAGUG